This is a messenger RNA of Paecilomyces variotii, 1832 nucleotides long. Its product is annotated as putative HIT finger domain protein. NCBI's taxonomy places the organism in Eukaryota, Fungi, Ascomycota, Eurotiomycetes, Eurotiales, Thermoascaceae. The transcript has 3 exons. Gene Ontology annotation, cellular component: nucleus; pre-snoRNP complex. Gene Ontology annotation, biological process: snoRNA localization; box C/D snoRNP assembly; maturation of LSU-rRNA from tricistronic rRNA transcript (SSU-rRNA, 5.8S rRNA, LSU-rRNA). The record is from RefSeq and is a predicted model, not a curated record. Bases 118 to 1374 code for a protein of 418 amino acids.
GGCUAUUUUUCCUGCCAGAGAUGAUGACCGCCAUCGCUUCGUUCUUCUACUAUACACGUCGAAUACAAGCUUAGACAGACUUUGAUUCAAUUGUCAAUCUGAUCUCUAUAGGCCGGCAUGUCAGGCUCGGCCGGUGGCGAAGAUGCGCUCUUGAGUGAGCUGUGUACGAUAUGUCACAUCAACGCGCCUAAAUAUCGCUGCCCCCGGUGCUCGAUCCGCACCUGCUCCCUCCCCUGCACCCGCCGCCACAAGCUCUGGUCGCAAUGCUCUGGGGUGCGCGAUCCCGCCGCAUACCUGAAGCGCCACGAACUGGCGAACCCGACUGCCUUUGAUCGCGACUUUAACUUCAUUACUGGCAUCGAGCGGAGCUUGGAGCGAGCUGAGAGGGAAGUUGAGCGUCGUGGUGUUACGCUCCCCAGUGAAGAGGAGCUGGCUCUGAAUGCAGAUGAAGAAGGGGUCGGGGCUGCGCCGGGGGCUGGGAAGAAGAGGAAGAGAGAGACACUGGUCAAGGGCGAGGCGGGCUUCUUACGGGGUGCAGAGGCCAGUGGUGUUAGGGUGGUGAGGGCCCCUAGGGGCAUGACUAGGAAUAAGGAGAAUACGUCGCGGUGGCACCUGAAACACAAAUGCCUUAGCUGGACAGUGGAAUGGGUAGCCCCGGAUGGUCAGAGAACGAGGAGGAAUUGCAGCGAGACAUGCACCAUCGCUGAAGCCUACGAUCGGAUAUAUCCUCCUCCCAAAGAAGAAAAGCAGACCCGGAGCGCGCAGAGUACCGAUUCAACAACUCCUACAACACUAACAGCUCAGGAAGGCAACCCCGAGACACGCCGGGGGCAGGAGAAGGACGAAGAAGCGAGCCAUAAUAUCGACAACGGCGACGCCCGAGCUCCAGCGCCGCCAGACGCAGAGACACCCGGAAUCCCAGCAGCAGAAACAUCACAGCCUGAAUCUGGGCCUCAAGAUCGACCACAAUCAUCGUCGACUCCAGCUGUCCAUCGGGGUCUCUACUUCUACCUCCACCGACCACGAACCGCUACAAAACAAACCGUCCUCAUACCUCUCCGUCCUAGCAAUACUUUUACGGCCUCUCUCCGCGAUCGAGUCGUUCUCGAAUUUCCCACCGUCUUUGUCCUUCCACAAUCACCACAGGACCUCUCACAAUCACGAAAGGAAAAGGAGGAAGAAGUGAUAGACUGUCAGUAUCUGUUGGAGGAGGAUUACCUGCGCAUUUACGGACCACCACCGGAAGAAGAAUCAAAGCCCAGAGAAGAGAGUGAGGAGGAAGGGGCAGUAAACGAAUCCACGAUGACCGGUCUGCCUGAUGUAGAUGAGAAAAAGGUACUUGAGGUUUUGCAGCAAGAUCUCGCACAGGCAUGAUUUCCUGCUGUUCUUUCGAGCGGAAGACAGUUAGUAUAUAGUUCGCAUCUAUGGAGUUAGUGUCUAGCAAUGGCUUAUACGGUUCGAUUCUCAACAAUUCCGGACGGGACUACUACUACCAAGACAUCAUUUGGCAGCUCUCGCGAAUCAUUUGUCAGUAUGGGACCGAUACACCACCAGUCUCUGGCCAAUACGUGUAGUGCCCUAUCGGCUGCCAGACGAGAGACUGGUCAGGCUCUUAUACGGUCCAUAUUGCCAUUUCUUCGGUAAGAGAGUCGAGUUACCGUAACAGCGACAUCUAGGACAUUGGAUUGUCGAGGUCACGCAGGUCAGAUACGUGGGCAUUGUGGCGGACGGGUAGCAUCGUGGACCUUUACGUCAACAUCAUUACCUGCAAGAAGGGACUCCGGUGUACUCAUUUACUUUCGCUGGUCACACCUGGCCGCACACGCGCCAGU